AUGGCCAUGAAACGAAUCUCAGCACUCCUUGGGCUGUACAGCUCUUCCUCACUGCAGCAGCUAAGGCAGAUGCCCGUAAUCCUAAGGAGAUCAUACAAUGCUGCAAUACCAAAUAACAAAACAAGUCAGGGGAACCCAGAAAAUGAGUCCCUACUAGGGAAUCUUGCAACAAUGGGUGUUGACCUGAAGAUGGCCCGCCGGCGACAGCCUGGUGUACUGAGGAAGGUCCUGACUAAUGAGAUAGGCCUCGCCCGCUUCCUCCAGAGUAAGGGCGCCAACCGGGAGAUGAUUGCCAGCAUCAUUUCCCGCUACCCCCGUGCCAUCACUCGCUCGAGCGAGCACUUGGAAGAACGCUGGGGGCUUUGGUGGAGCAUCUUCAAGAGCAACAAGGAGAUCGUGAGUAUUCUUCACCGCUCACCUGAGUCAUUCUUCCGUUCCAGUGACAAUGAAAACCUGGAGAAGAACAUAAUGUUCCUCAGCUCACUUGGAAUAAACCCUAGAGACCUACGGCGUUUGCUCACCACAGCACCACGAACCUUCUCCAAUAGCCUUGAACUGAACCGCCAGAUGGUGGAGCUGCUUCAGGACGUGUGCGUCAGCCUUGGAGGAGAAAAUCCAGAGCAGUUUGUCAAAGCUGUUAUUUCUAGGAACCUCUAUAUCUUGAUUCGUAGCACAAAGCGCAUCAGAGCUAAUAUUGACUUUUUAAGGACUUCGCUAAAUAUCAGUGAUGCGGAACUGCUAACUCUCUUACAAGGACAUGGUGCUGAAAUUAUAGAUGUCUCCCACGAGAGCCUGAAAAGAAACUUCAAAAAGCUACAGGAGAAAUUGCUGUCUCUUGGUUGCAAUAAUACAGAUGUUAAAAGACUCAUCUUGAGUUACUCAUCAGUACUUUUUGGGUCCCCUUCAACGCUGAGCAACAAGCUAGAUUGUUUGAUGAAAGGAGGCAUCACGAUCAAACAGAUCUUGGAUAAGCCCAAGGUCCUUGACUUUAGCAUCAGUACCAUGAAGCAUAGGUUGAAUGAAUUACACAGGGUUGCCUAUGAUUUUAAAAACAAUGGAAUAGCCAUUUUGGAUACAAGUCAUAAAAGGUUUGAAGCCAAGCUUGAGAAACUCAACUAUGAAGAAUGA
Chanos chanos (milkfish) is the source of this 1128-nucleotide messenger RNA. RefSeq names its product mitochondrial transcription termination factor 1 (gene mterf1). Gene Ontology annotation, cellular component: mitochondrial matrix. The record is from RefSeq and is a predicted model, not a curated record. Lineage: Eukaryota; Metazoa; Chordata; Actinopteri; Gonorynchiformes; Chanidae. Bases 1 to 1128 code for a protein of 375 amino acids. The transcript has a single exon. Gene Ontology annotation, molecular function: double-stranded DNA binding. Gene Ontology annotation, biological process: regulation of DNA-templated transcription; termination of mitochondrial transcription.